GAAAAUAUUAAUCCAAGAUGUCAACUCCCAAGAUCCAGUUUAUCGUUAUUAUUUCAAAAAUUCAUUUGAAAAAUCAAGGAGAUUUAGCAAGGAUUAAUCACGCAUACAAUUUCGCUUGCCUUGCCUUGUCUCGUUGUCCUGACAACGUCAGGAUCGAAACUUCUUACAAGCGCAGUUUUGGAAUACUUCUUCCUCUGCUUGUCAUCAGCUUUAUCCUCAUUUCUCUUGCCAAACGAAUCAACAUGACCAAAUUUGUGAGUAUUUUUGAGAAGCCUGUACCUCAUAUUGGCCUACCGGAUUGGUACGCCAAACAAUGGGAGCUGCGACGAAGCGCGGACAUUAGACGAGCCGAGGCCUGUCAAUUACGGAAUUCGGGCAAAAGUACUCGUUCCGAGGGAAACAUCACGACAAAGUGGGACACUUGUACAAAUAAUACUCGAUUGGUGAACAGAGUAACAGAAUUAUCGAGAUGGAAGGACACACUGGAGGACUUGUUGCAAAAGUUAUUAAUCGAGAUACGUUUGCUGAGCGACGAGAAGGCCGAUACGGAGAAGGAAAUUGAAAACAUAGAUUAUCCUCUGCGAAUUGUCAACGAGUGCAUCUCGAUAAGGGAUUGCCGUAGAGGAACCGAGCUUACGUACGACGAGACUGACGUCGAGCUGAAGAAGGAACUCUGCGCGAUCGCAAAUGUUAAAGAAACGUUCACCAACAGGGCACAGGCCGCGUGGGAAAAGUUGAAUCACUUGGAAGACGUUAAAUUCAAGCUGAGUUUGGAUAUAGAAGAUAAAAGUGAAACUAUUAGAAUAGACAAGGGAAAUCUCGAAUUGGAUGACAUUUGCGCGAAUAUAAGCUACAAGCCGAGAACGUCAAUUACCGAAAAAACAGAUUCCAUUACAUAUGAGAUGUGGUCGGACCGAUGUCAACGCUUAAAAAUGUUAGUCGACAAUGAGCUGAGUGAUGGUUACACUUUUCGCGAAGCUAUGCGCGUAAUGAAGGAAUGUGCGCGAAAUGAUAUCAAAGCUCAACAAGAUGCGACGGAUUACACUCUGAGAAAGAGGAUUUAUCAAACGCAAAAAGCUAGAAAUGAGAUGGAAUGGCAGAAGCUCAAGGUGCAGAAGGAAAUGGAAAUGUUGGGAAAUGAGAUAAUACAGUUGGAAAGAGCGUUAAUGAGUAAAACAGGCGUAGUAAAAUGUGUCGAAACGCGAUUAGAAAAUCGCGCUUAUCGACCUGGCUCGGAGCUUUGUAAGGAUGAAGUUGAAUUUGGCUUGAAGAAUGAAGUUCUGCAAUUGAAACAGACUAAGGAGGAUUUGAUUCAGAUUAUCGAACGUGCAAAAGCAAGCUACAAUAGCCUGGAAUCUUUACUUACACGUAUCGAGAAAAAUCUGGAUGAUAAACAGCACUCUCUAAACACUGAUGUUAUGUGCUUAGACAUAAGAUCAACAAAGAUAGGAGACAAAUCAGGUUUGCCUGAAACAAACCGCAAUAUUGUGCUAACGCACAUGGAGAAAGAAAUUCCACUGGAAUCUUAACUUGGCUAUCUUAUCUGACUUUAUCUUUCUUUCGCUGCCACUUUCUUUGUUAAAAUAUAUAUUUACUUUUAGCUCUAUUGUGCCUAAUAUUUUUAGAUUUUGUAACAUUAUCAGUUUUUUAUUUUUAUAAACAGAUAUUUAAAUUAAUACACAAAAGAAAACUUGAUUAAAGUUAUAUUGAAACAAAGAGCCAUUAACUUGAAUUCAAAUAGUUGUAAAUGAUCGUGAUGGGAAUAAUUUGUGCUAAAAAAAUCAGCCACUCGAUAAGCUGCAUAUUCCAUUUCUCUAGCAAUCAACAAAUGCAAAUAUAAUAGCAGCUUGCAGUAUAUACAUGUUUUUCUUUAUCUUCAUUUACAAGUUUUAUAUGGAGAAGAUGUAUAUUUUUUAUGGUAGAAAUCUUACCUUUUC
Messenger RNA from Camponotus floridanus (Florida carpenter ant), 1937 nucleotides. Its product is annotated as tektin-B1. NCBI's taxonomy places the organism in Eukaryota, Metazoa, Arthropoda, Insecta, Hymenoptera, Formicidae. The coding region runs from base 18 to 1529 and encodes 503 amino acids. The record is from RefSeq and is a predicted model, not a curated record. Gene Ontology annotation, biological process: cilium movement involved in cell motility; cilium assembly. Gene Ontology annotation, cellular component: nucleus; microtubule cytoskeleton. The transcript is spliced from 6 exons.